Molecule: messenger RNA, 646 nt
Organism: Suncus etruscus (white-toothed pygmy shrew)
Lineage: Eukaryota; Metazoa; Chordata; Mammalia; Eulipotyphla; Soricidae
Gene: PFDN1
Product: prefoldin subunit 1
Exons: 4
Coding region: 28-396 (122 amino acids)
Biological process (GO): protein folding
Cellular component (GO): cytoplasm; prefoldin complex
Molecular function (GO): protein folding chaperone
Source: RefSeq, a predicted model, not a curated record
UCGCGCAGGCGCAGAGGGCGAACCAAGAUGGCGGCCCCCGUGGAUCUGGAGUUGAAGAAGGCCUUUACAGAGCUGCAAGCCAAAGCUAUUGACACUCAACAGAAGGUGAAGCUUGCAGACAUACAGAUUGAACAGCUAAACAGAACGAAAAAGCACGCACAUCUCACAGAUACAGAAAUUAUGACUUUGGUAGAUGAAACUAAUAUGUAUGAAGGUGUAGGAAGAAUGUUUAUUCUUCAAUCCAAGGAAGUAAUUCACAACCAACUUUUGGAGAAACAGAAAAUAGCAGAAGAAAAAAUUAAAGAACUGGAACAGAAGAAAUCCUACCUGGAGCGGAGUGUGAAGGAAGCCGAGGACAACAUACGGGAGAUGGUGUUGGCCAGAAGGGCGCAGUAGGAAGUCCUAGGGAAGCUUCGCUUUGGAUUCCUCUUCCUUGUGAGGGUGGAGGGGCUGGGCUAUACCUUCUGCUCUGAUAUGUUUAAUCUGGAAUGUCUGUUAACCCCACUUUCCCUGAUUAUCCAGAGUUCCUUCAGACCCUAUCCCUGUAUUUUUGUCCUGGCUCUGCUUGACACACUAGCCCCCUGGGGUGAGUCCUGAACUCCCAGGAGAGAGGCAGUUGCUCAAGCCUGUUUGUUACCUGCCAUUC